AUGUCGUCGUCGGCACAUCACCCGCACGACGGCAGCGCCGCAUCCACCUCGGAUGCCCACCUCAACUCGCCUCCUCCGCUUCCAGCACAGCCGCAAGCCCACCACAGCAGUCCACCAUCCAUCGAUCUCGAUCUCGAUCUCGAUACCCCCGCUCUGCCUCCAGCUGCCCUCUUGCCUCCCGAUGUACCUCCACCACCGCGCAGGCCACUCAAUCGCCAAGAUGCGCUCAUGGACGAUGCUCUUCGCYCCCUCCCUCCCGCCGCUGAGCGCAAUACCCACCGCCACAAAUCGCCCGCUACUGUGCUCUCCAUGUUCAACGCCAACACCUUUGCCGCCGCCUCUCCAACUCCUCCUCCUCCUCCCCCGCAGCAGCAACAUACCCAAUCGUUCGCCUAUCCGCCGCCCACUGCAUCCUCCUCCAGAGCACUGCAGCGCACCAUCACCUCAAACACCGUCAGGAGUGCACGCAGCGUCGGCAGCGACUCCACCAGCUCCUCCCAUCGUCACAGGCUCAACCCCAUCCGAACAGCCUUCACAAAGGUGGCCAACCUCGCCACGCCCAUGAGCCCAAAGCACAUGCCCUCCUCCGCCACCAUGUCGCCCACUCUCGACCGCAAACGCUCUUCCAUCGCACAUGCCACCUCCGUUCAAAAGACAAAAGAGGCUCGUAGAGCCGCCCGCAGAGAGGCAAGGCGCGCAGAACGUCGUCUUCGCCGCCAGCGCGACGCCGAACUACAACUGGCAGACGAUGAGCACGAUCCGCCACAGUUCAGCCCACGUCCAGCCCACGCCGCACAGUUGGGCGAUGAGAUCGUCGAGCUACCAGCAGAGCCGCCCUUGGACGUCCCCGAAGCAAACGCUCCCACCGCCACCGCGCUAGCCAUGGCUUCCAAGGUCGGACGCAAGCCAAAGCGCAAGCUUCAGUUCGCGCCCGACCAGAGACGCAUCCGCAAGGUUGACUUGCCAGACAGCUUCGAGGCAGACGAUACCUACCGAAACCUCGACCAGUACGUCGCCGACUCCCGCCAGCGCAGACGCACCCAACGCGGCCGUCGCGGCCGUCGCGGUGCCAGACGCCGUGGUUCGCGCUCCCAACGCGGCUCUCGCAGCAGCCGUGCCAGCCGCAGCUCGGCUCGCAGCAGCGCAUCGGGCGCUUCCAGCAGCUCCUCCUCCAGCUCCUCCUCGUCCUCCUCAUCCAGCUCCUCUUCCUCCUCCUCGUCUAGCUCCGGUUCCGGCCAUGGCAUCACCAUCGCCCGUCUACGAGCUUUCUUUGGCGACGGCUCCAGCUCCUCCUCCAGCUCCGACUCGGAUGACUCUUCGUCCUCCUCCUCCUCCUCGUCUUCAUCCUCUUCCUCUACAUCCUCCUCAUCAAAGAGCUCCUCAAGCAGCUCCGGCGGCACGCGCUCCAGGAGAUCCUCGUCUCGCCGCCUCUCCUUCUCAAACAAACGAGCCGCCAAAUCGCGACGCACUACCCGCUCCCGCGUCCGCGGCGAUCAGUCCGAGGCGAGCGAUGCACCCGGCUCACCCAUAUCGCACCGCAGGGCGCCGCUCACCCCCUACUUUGGGCCGCUCACCGACUUUCCUCUCGGCAAAAAGGCCGCAGAGAGGCGCCAGAACAAAAAGGCAAGGCAGGCUGCGCGCCGCGCCAAGAAGCGCGAGGCACAGCUCAUCCGUCAGGGUCGAUUGCCGCCCAAGCCGAGCCGCAGUGCACGCGCCAAAGCCAUGCGUGCAAAGGAGCUCGCAGGUGGCGUCACCGAGUACCAGCUCUUCACGCCAAUGCGCUUGCCCAUGGAUCUCGCCUGCACCGCCCUCCCCACACUCGAACCUACCCCGGAUCCACAGUCCGGCACCUCGGUCGUUCUCAAAAAGACCAUGAGGACGCAGAGCUGGGAGCAGGCGCGCAAUCAGCUUUACGUGCUUCGCAACCAUCUCAGACAGAUCGACUCGCACGGCGGCGACAUUGGCCUCGACCCGCAGGCCGCAUACCCCAUCCUUCAUCGUCACCAACGCCACGCUGCCAAGGCUAAGCCCGACCGUGGCUCCCACCACCAUCAUAGAGCGAGGAAGGCAACUCCCAAGGGCCAUAUUCCGCAAGCGGUACCAGAGGCACCGGAAGAGGACUUUGACCUUCUGGAUGGCGAUCUCGCUCUCCCACCUCCUGCACUCGAUCUACCCGAGGGCACGAUUGAGGCCGAGGCGGCGUCGGCCAAUCAAGGCAAUGAAAGACCUGGCGGGUCUGGCUCCUACAGACGCUCGUCGCCUGAAGAAGACACGACACCCUACUUUCACUACGACCGCCAUCUGCCAGCCGAUCAAGAAGAAGAGGCUCGAACCGGCCGCCAUCUCUCCGACAUGCCGCUCAGUCCGCACUAUGCCACCGUGUUCGGCAAGGACUUUGGGCGUCAGCCGCAUCCCUUCCUGCCCGAGCCAUCCUCCUCGGCGCGUCAGAGGAGCUCGGGUCGAGGUGCCGGAUCGGAUCCUGCAUCGCAUCCCGUCGACGCCUCGCGGCCACACACUCCGCACAUGCAGCGAGACGGCAAUCACGCCAAAACGGGCGCGUCGGGCGCAUCGAGCGAAGCACCGGAUCACGGAGCAUGGUGGCUUCACGUUCACUGUCCGACGUACCGCGACAUGCACGAGAUCUCCAAGCUGUUCCCCAUGCACCCGCUUACCGUCGAGGACGUCUUGCAGCAGGACCCGCGCGAGAAGGUCGACGUGUUUGACCGCCUCGGCUACUACUUUGUCGUCAUCCGCGCCAUCGACGAGCGGUACUUCCGAUACACCUCCACCGCCGCCAAAGGGUCGCCGGGAUCUCCGAACUUUGCGAGCACAUCGUCCAGCACCACAGUGCACGGUGAGGCCGAGGGCAAGACCGACACGAGCGAAGCGGAUGGGCAAGGCGAAGGCCAGAGCUUUGAAAUGCGCGAGCUUGGCGCGCAGAAAGCGGGCGACGACGGGGCGGGUGGUGAAUCGCCUCCCGACGGCCAUCGAACGCGACUGGCCGCACCGGCGCGGCUGGGCAAGGGCCGUGUGGAGAUCGUCGAGGGCAUCGGCGGCAAAGAGGGUCUGGAGGGUGUCAGUGUGGGUGCCAACAAUCUGUACCUGCUGGUGUUUUCGCACGGCGUCGUGUCGUUUGCAUUCGAGGAUGUGAGCAAGCACAUCAAUCGUGUGGCUGCGCGGCUGCUCGAGAUCACGCGGCCGGUCGAGCUGACUGCGGACUGGAUCGCACACGAUCUGUACGACUCGGUGGUGGAUGCCUUUUUCCCGCUCAUCUCGUUUGUGCAGUCCGAGGUGGUGGAGGUGGAGGAGCUGGCUAGCGAGCCGGUGAGCACGAGUCGCAGUCGCAAGACCAACAACUUUGCCCCCAAGCAGCGUCGACAGCGUGCUCUGCUCGGAUCCAACCCGGAAGGGAGGCUGAUUAGCGUCGAGCCGGUUUCUCCGCUAUCCACUGGGUUGGAGGUGGAGAAGCGGAUGCCGAUGCUCGAGGUACGACGACUCAAGACGGUGCGUGCGGUGCGCUUCUUGCCCGUGCUGCGACUGGGAGAGGGCGUGUUGAAUCGGCUUCCACGCGUGCUGGUGAAGCAGCGACAGAAGGUGACCAUCUCGCGACUGCCCGAGUGGGAGUUCAAAGACACGCUCGAGGCCGAGAUGCGGCGUACGGCGGCCGAGAUCGACGAGGCGAGCAACUCGGUGUUCGACACACAGGCGGCGGCGGAUCAGAGCAUCAUGCUGCACCGCAUCGCCGACACGCGCAAGAUCGUCACGGGUCUGUCGCGGUUGCUCGGUCCCAAGAACGAUGCGGUCAAAGGCCUGCGUAAGCGGCUUUCCGACAUGCAGCAGCUCCAGCGUCGAGCCGAGGGAGCCAGACGGGUUGGAGGAAAUAGUCGCAACCUGCUGGCAAGGACGGAGGUUAGCAUGUACAUGUCGGAUGUGCAUGACCACAUCAUCUCCAUGCUCCACCAGCUCAACUCGGGUGAAGGACGACUGUCCGAGAUCCACCACACCUACCUCGCGCAGAUUACGAUCGAGAACAGACGGUUCCGACAGGGUGCAGAUGCUGCCAUCCUGUUUCUGGCGGGGAUUGGUACGACCGUGUUCACGAUCGUCUUUAUCACCUCCAUCUUCUCGGUCAACGUCACCAGGCCGCAGAACAAAGAGGGCACACAUCAUCUCGCCUGGUUCGGUGGCAUCGUGGGUACCGCCGCGCUGGUGCCGUUUGUCAUCUACGCCUACAUCCGCGUCUGCUGGAUCAAGAGCAAACAACGCCUCGCCAACAAGCGCGCCGCCAGAUAG
Moesziomyces antarcticus is the source of this 4293-nucleotide messenger RNA. RefSeq lists its product as uncharacterized. The record is from RefSeq and is a predicted model, not a curated record. NCBI's taxonomy places the organism in Eukaryota, Fungi, Basidiomycota, Ustilaginomycetes, Ustilaginales, Ustilaginaceae. Gene Ontology annotation, molecular function: magnesium ion transmembrane transporter activity. Gene Ontology annotation, cellular component: plasma membrane. The coding region runs from base 1 to 4293 and encodes 1430 amino acids. Gene Ontology annotation, biological process: intracellular magnesium ion homeostasis; magnesium ion transmembrane transport. The transcript has a single exon.